Ipomoea nil (Japanese morning glory) is the source of this 1573-nucleotide messenger RNA. RefSeq names its product probable LRR receptor-like serine/threonine-protein kinase At3g47570. The coding region runs from base 83 to 1573 and encodes 496 amino acids. The record is from RefSeq and is a predicted model, not a curated record. Gene Ontology annotation, molecular function: protein binding. The transcript has 4 exons. NCBI's taxonomy places the organism in Eukaryota, Viridiplantae, Streptophyta, Magnoliopsida, Solanales, Convolvulaceae.
UUAGUGGUUCUGAAUUGAGGAGACAGAUCUCAUCAGUCAACUGCAAUAUUGGGUUUGAGAAAUUUCCCUCCACCAGGCCAGAAUGGCUAUAAAAAAGCACUCAGUUACUAUAUCAUAUUUAUCAAAGCUGAAAACUUGCUUACAUAAUAGAUUGUGUGAUUCCAUGGAGAUCACUCGCCAUUAUUUGUGCUUAUCCAUCUUCUUCUUGCACUCUCUAAUGCUUUGCUUAACCAUUAAUGCCCAUACCAACAUUACCACCGACAAACAUGCCCUUCUUUCUCUCAAAUCUAAAAUUUCUUUUGAUCCUCAUAGCAUUUUAGCUGACAAUUGGUCGGUUAACAGCAUAACUCCGUGUAACUGGAUUGGAGUCACUUGCAAUUCUCGUCACAAUAGAGUGUCUGCUUUGGAUCUUUUCAACAUGGGUCUUGUUGGAGAAUUAACUCCAGACUUGGGAAACCUUUCUUUUCUUGUUUUACUUAACUUGAGUCAAAACAAUUUUCAUAAUUCCUUUCCUCGAGAGCUUUCUCAAUUGCGACGCCUCAAAAUUCUUCAGUGUAGCAUCAAUAACUUUAGUGGGAAUAUUCCAUCUUGGUUUGGUCUCUUACCAAACCUUAGAUUUUUGCAUUUGGGGAAUAAUAACAUUAGAGGUUUUUUUCCCACAUCCCUUUUUAAUCUUUCAAAACUUGAGGUCUUACAUUUAGGAGUUAAUUCUCUUGAAGGGAGUGUUCCUAGAGAAAUUGGCAAUCUUCCCCAACUGACGUGGUUAGAUUUUAGCCUUAAUCAUCUUAUUGGAUCUUUUCCUUUGGGUAUUUUAAAUUUGUCCAAAUUAGAAACUAUAUCUCUUUCAACUAAUAACUUAUUUGGUAAACUUCCCCUUGAUCUUGGAAAUCAUCUUCCUAAACUCCAAACAUUUAAUAUGCGUUAUAACAAAUUUAGUGGUCAAAUCCCAUUAAGUUUAUCUGAAUGCUCAUUGCUUCAAACUAUGGCUCUAUCUUACAAUAAUUUUAGUGGGCAUAUACCAGAAGAAUUUGGAAACUUAACAAAGCUUGAGGAGUUAUCCCUUGGUAGAAAUCCGUUAAGAGGACCUAUGCCAAAGGAACUUGGGAAUUUAAGCAUGCUUCAAACCCUAUACAUUGGACAUUGCAACUUUGGAGGUGUAAUACCAAAAGAGUUGGGUAAACUUCAUAUGUUGGAGGAACUAACUUUAGAAAUCGCUAACUUAAGUGGGUCCAUACCCAAGGAAAUCUUCAACAUUUCUUCUUUAAAAACAAUUUCAUUUUCGUUCAAUAACCUUGUGGGCACACUUCCUUCAAGCAUGGGGCAUGCUCUAUUGAACUUAUAUGAACUCUAUCUUGAAAACAAUACGCUCUCUGGAGUGAUACCAGACUCUAUCUCAAAUUGUUCAAAGCUUAUUAGGAUAGAUCUUGGCAGCAAUCAUUUCAGCGGCACAAUCCCUACAUCUCUUGGUAAUCUAAGGCUCCUAAACGAACUAUCUCUGGAUGAAAACAUGCUCACAAAUGAUAUUGCAUCUCAAGAGUUAAGUAUUAUCAGCUCUUUGAUUAUAACCCUCUAA